Molecule: messenger RNA, 2249 nt
Organism: Acipenser ruthenus (sterlet)
Lineage: Eukaryota; Metazoa; Chordata; Actinopteri; Acipenseriformes; Acipenseridae
Exons: 10
Coding region: 36-1424 (462 amino acids)
Biological process (GO): activation of protein kinase B activity
Cellular component (GO): Golgi apparatus; plasma membrane
Source: RefSeq, a predicted model, not a curated record
AAGAGAAGAUUUUGGCAUUUGGGAUCCAAGAAGCAAUGGAGCACGGUGUGUAUGGGUCAGCUGACAAUGCACCGCUUCUCCCUAAAUCGCAAACGGGAGACCAGCAAUCAGGAAGUGAGAGGAGAGGACAGUCCAGCUCCCUGAUGAAGAUCUUCUUUGUGUGUCUGCUCGCCUCGGUCAUUACAACAGCCGUGGCAGUGCUUGUGGUUGUCUUCGCCUCACCCAACAGAUCUCAAACUGUUGAUAGCAAGGUGCUCACUAGCACCCUUCCCCCCGUGGACGUGAAAUACAAGUACCUUAAUCACAUGGAUAAAUCCAAGCUUUUUAAAUUGGAAGGUGGAAAUGUCCAGUGGGCAAGAUACCGAAGUAAUCCUGACCACUAUGACUCCAGAGAGGAGCAGGAAUUUGGGGACAGUAUAAACUCCCAAAAAGCUCAAGUGACAGGAUCUACUUUACUAAUGAAACCAAAUGGGUGUAGAGUUCCUCACUGGCACUUCAACGCCAAUGAACACGGAUACCUUGUUAAGGGCAGUGCAUGGAUUGGUAUACUGGAUUCAGCACCCUUUGUUGUGACCUCUUACAAUGUCACAGCUGGCCAGGUAAUAUUCCUGCCCCGAAGCACCCUUCACUGGCUGAAGUGCGUCGGAAAUGAAGACUGCCUCUUUGUGCUCUUCUUUACCACACACGAGGAGCUUAUAACAAUGGAAGUCGACAAUGUCUUUUACUCCACACCGCAAGAUAUUGCUGCAAGGUCACUGAAACCAAAGGGGGGUAUUGAUUUUAUCAAGUCGUUCAAGAAGCCCAGUGAAGAACAGGGCGUUAAUCUUCCGCCCAACCUGGCAGAGCUUGUAAGGAAAGCCAGCUAUGUGCAGUCUGUUGACAGCAAUGUAUGGAGGUACUUUUACGAUCUGAAAGCCUCCAAGCAAUACAAGUAUCCAGGAGGAGUCAUGCAGUGGGCUCGGUAUAGCAAAAAUUCACAAAGCCUCUCUGUGAAUGAACAAAUAUUUAGCCAGUCUCUGCAUGAUCAUGAGGACACUCUCACCAUUGCUACAAUGCAGAUAGUCAGCAACGGGAUGCGCCAGCCACACUAUCAUUUCAAUGCCAAUGAAAUGGGAUAUGUAGUUCGCGGAUGUGGAAAGAUUGGCGUGAUAAGCAAGUCGAAAAUAGUGACUAACUUUGACAUCAACAUUGGAGAUGUUUUCUUCUUUCCUCAUGGAGCCCAGCAUUAUAUUAAAAGCACAUGUGACGAGGACCUCUUUCUUGUAAUUGCCUACAGUACUGGCAACGAGCUGCAAACCCUGGAUAUGGAUAUUUAUUUUCAAUCCACAGCAGACUUUAUAUUAGCCCAGCUUUUCCGGAAGCACCAAGACGAAUUUCAGAAAAUUCCAACCUUCAAGGUCCCUCAAGAUAUUAACUUGCCAUAAAAGAAUAUACAGGACUAUUGAAUAGUAUGUGCAUUAAAGAUGUGUUUUGUAGUAUUUGAUCUUAAGCAAAGCAGACAGUAUAGCUGGAAAAUUAAGCUUCAUAAUGCGCCUUCCUUGCUUUUUGGGGUUCUGUUGUCUUCGCCUUAUAACAUGUGACAGAUACUGAUGUACUCGGUGGUCACUUUAGCACUGUACAGCAGUAAAUGUAUUGACUGUAUAAAAAUCAAAAUUUCAUGGGAAGCCAUCCAGAAGAGCUCCUCUACAGCAGUUCUAAGACCUUGUUCUAAUUUAAUUACGUAACUGAAUAUCUACGGUAGGUUCAAGAACAUUGUUGCAUCAUGGUCCUAGACUGGACAGGAAUAAAAGUACCAUGUUAUGUGUUGGCUACACACCACAUAUAGGAAUUUCUCUCUCAUGUACUGUAGCAGAUUAGCAAUACAAUUGCUGCUGUAGGUAAAACCUAGUUGUAUGUGGCCCUACACCUUAUAUCACCAAAUUUUAAAAUGCUAAAAUACUUAAACUUUAAAGAACUCUCUUCUAACUUCCAUUAGCUUGGCUGCCUUAGUAUAUGGUAUAUUGAACACAACUUAUAUGAUGUGUAUUGUAUUUUUAAAAGUAAAAAAAAAUGCUUGUUUCUUUUUUUAUAUAAAUAUGUUCACACUUUGGACUUAAGAAAUGCUGUCAUUAAGAAGUACUUUGGAAUAAUAUCAGUGACUUGAGAAAUUGAGAAAUAAGACUGUGCUUAACAAUAGCUUGUAGUGACCAUACACUUCAGAAAGAUAAUGCAUUACAAUUUGCAAUAAAAUUUUAUGAUGACUCAUAAAA